Molecule: messenger RNA, 1236 nt
Organism: Liolophura sinensis
Lineage: Eukaryota; Metazoa; Mollusca; Polyplacophora; Chitonida; Chitonidae
Product: protein yellow-like
Exons: 2
Coding region: 1-1236 (411 amino acids)
Source: RefSeq, a predicted model, not a curated record
AUGUACAGCUGGACGAGUGUAGAUUACGACUGGGCCAGUCCGACCAUGAGAGAGGACUACAUCCAGACAAAAAAAUACAUUCCCCAAAACAACGGAAUAUCUGGGAUAAAGGUAUACAGGGACGACGUGUAUGUGACAAUGCCACGAUUCUUUGACGGCGUUCCUGCUUCCCUGAAUAAAAUUGUAACAAAAGAUGAUGGUGAAGCCGUCAUGCAGCCAUUCCCUGACUGGAACAGCCACACCAUAGAUGACUGUAAUUCCUUGCAAUAUGUACAGUCCAUGGAGAUUGACCCAAAUACAGGACUGAUGUGGGCUGUAGACGUUGGUCGGUCAGCAAUAUUCAAACCGAGCGCCACAAGAAACUCUUGCCCCGGCAAACUUGUCGUGUAUGAUCUAGAGACCAAAAGAGAGGUCCUUCGUUAUACAUUCCCUCCGAAUGUCGUAAUCAGAAACAGCAGUUUUCUGAACGACUUGGUUCUAGAUUACGUCGACGGCGCCGUCGCGUAUCUUUACAUCACUGACAGCCUUAAACCUGCUAUUGUGGUGUUUGAUGUACGAGGAAGGCAAUCUUACAGGUUCGAAGACCCUGAAUCGAUGGCGCCGCGAGAAAGCCUACCAGUUGAUAUCGACGGAACACCAUUCGAUCCCAAACUUGGCAUCAACGGAAUAGCCAUGUCGUCGGAUUUUCGUUACGUUUACUUCUCGUCGAUCAACGGGUUGAAUUUGCAUCAAGUUCCCACCAGUGUUCUUCGGAAUCCAGCCUCUAAGAUAUCCUCUGCUAUUCGCGUCGUCGGCGUAAGGCCAUCUCAGUGUGAUGGCAUGGUUUACGGCCAAGAUAACCUGUACUACGGGGGCCUUAACGAUAGCACCAUUAUGCGCUGGAAUGUUGCCAACGACAUCAAAUCGACGCCAAGCGGAUCAGAAGGGGAAGUAACACUGAACACCGUCUGUACGCUCCUAAAGGACACCAAAAAAGUAAACUGGCCCGAUACCAUGGCCAUCGACGAGGAGGGGUACUUGUGGGUAACAACUGCAGAUGCUGGCCGCUGGUUCUUGGGUCGUCUUGACUUUUCGUCCGAGGGACCAGCUAACAUGAGGAUUUUUCGCAUCUUCAUCGGGGAACUAAGCUACCUGAAUGAAAGAAAACACGAAAUGAUAAGCGACGUUAGCCCAGUGACGCUGACACAGAUACUUCUACUUUUCUGCCUUCUUGUAUCGCGCUGUAUAAGCGCGUAA